AUGUUAUGCACAGAUAACCUACAGAAUAUGAUAUAUAUAGCUGAGAGCAUUUCCCAGUUUCUUCCAAAGGUAGAACUUGUCUACCAAGCGAUGCCGAUUGAUAUUAACGCCAAAGCACAGUGUUUCUUCGAUACCAGACCGUUAACUCGGAGUGAAAGGAAGAUCAUUAAAGACUCGAUCCCCAUUCUUGAAUAUCUUGAUAUCCAGUUUGGCGAGAAGUUUUUCAAGAGGUUGGUUAAAAGGUUUCCAGAGUACAAGCCGUAUUUUAAUGAGACACACCUUACGUUGUUAAGACAGCCACGGAGUUUCCAUCAUUGUUUGUUGGAGUUUGCACGGAAUAUUGAUGAUUUGAGACCAAUGAAGGAUUUCAUCAUGAAGAUUGCAAGCAAACAUGUUGCACGACAGGUGAGUCCCGACCAGUAUCGUGUCUUUGGGCAGAUUUUGAUUGGAGUUAUGGUGGACCAGUUUCCCAAGGAGUUUGUUGAUGAAGAAUUUGUUGAAGCGUGGACGAUGGCGUUUAGGAUCUUGGCAAACAUCUUGAUAAACAUUGAGGUUAGAGAGUAUCUGGAUAAACCAUGGUAUGGGUUUAAGCCGUUUAAGGUGACAAGAAUGCAGGAUGAGUGUGUGGGGACGAAAUCAUUUUUUAUUACGCCAGUUGAUGGGUCGCCGGUGCCAGUCCCCAAACGUGGGCAGUACUUGUGUAUGAGAUGGAAGUUGCCAGACAAACAAGAGAGGUUGAGAGAGUAUACGAUAUCUGAGUUUCCAAAGAACAAUGAGUAUAGGAUUACUGUGAGGUAUAUUCCAGGUGGGAAGGUUACUACGUACAUUCACCAGAAGUUGGCUGUUGGAGAUAUUGUACAGGUGUCGCCACCUUGUGGUGAUUGUUAUUACCACUCGUCGAAGAGGAAUAUGGUUAUGUUGGCCGGAGGUAACGGUGUUGUUGCACUAGCCCCAAUGAUCGAGAAGGGGUUGGCUGAGGGAAGGAAGGUUACGUUUUUGUAUUCAAACAGGUCGACUGAGACAAGGUCGUUUGGGCAGUUUUUCAGAGACCUCAAGAAGAAGUAUGGCGAGCAGUUGGAGGUUGCUGAGUAUUUGUCGCGGAGCAGGGUUAUUGAUCCGAUCGACAAGUAUUAUAGGCGGUCGUUGACGGUAGAGGAUUUAGAUUUUAUCAAGCCGGAAGAUGAUGUGUACAUGAUUGGGCCAAGAGGGUAUAUGAAGAUGAUAGAUGAUUAUUUGAGAGGCAGGGGGGUCAAGGUCACGUUGGACUAUUUUGGUCCCCAGGAGGUGUAG
Messenger RNA from Candida dubliniensis CD36, 1290 nucleotides. It is a transcript of the gene YHB4, whose product is annotated as Yhb4p. NCBI's taxonomy places the organism in Eukaryota, Fungi, Ascomycota, Pichiomycetes, Serinales, Debaryomycetaceae. The coding region runs from base 1 to 1290 and encodes 429 amino acids. The transcript has a single exon. The record is from RefSeq and is a predicted model, not a curated record. Gene Ontology annotation, biological process: cellular response to nitrosative stress; nitric oxide catabolic process. Gene Ontology annotation, molecular function: oxygen binding; FAD binding; nitric oxide dioxygenase [NAD(P)H] activity. Gene Ontology annotation, cellular component: intracellular anatomical structure.